GCAGGAGCUACCGACCGCAGGAGGAGGAGAAGGGGUUGUGCUCCUGGCCGAGCAAGGAGAAAGGGGCGGGGCUGGAGAGCAGCGCGCCGGGGUGCCGAGCUCCUGGGACCGGCGGGCGCGUGAGGGUCUGUGGCCCUUGCCGUCCCAGUGGCCGCCGCCGUCGCUUGGCUGCCGUCGGUCUGCGGGAGGCGGGUUAUGGCGGCGGCGGCAGUGGGAGCUGUGAAUGAAUUCUCCGGGUGGAAGAGGGAAGAAGAAAGGCUCCGGCGGCCCCAGCAGCCCGGUGCCUCCCAGGCCUCCGCCCCACUGCCUGGCCCCCUCCCGCCCCGCCCCCAGGCCGGCCCCUUCGCCCCAAUCGCCGCAUAAGCGGAACCUGUACUACUUCUCCUACCCGCUGUUCGUAGGCUUCGCGCUGCUGCGUUUGGUCGCCUUCCACCUGGGGCUCCUCUUCGUGUGGCUCUGCCAGCGCCUCUCCCGCGCCCUCAUGGCCGCCAAGAGGAGCUCCGGGGCCGCGCCGGCGCCGGCCUCGGCCUCGCCCCCGGCGCCAGUGCCAGGCGGGGAGGCCGAGCGCGUCCGAGCCUUCCACAAGCAGGCCUUCGAGUACAUCUCCGUUGCUCUGCGCAUCGAUGAGGACGAGAAAGUAGGACAAAAGGAGCAAGCUGUGGAAUGGUAUAAGAAAGGUAUUGAAGAACUAGAAAAAGGAAUAGCUGUCGUAGUUACAGGACAAGGUGAACAGUAUGAAAGAGCUAGACGCCUUCAAGCUAAAAUGAUGACUAAUUUGGUUAUGGCCAAGGACCGUUUACAACUAUUAGAGAAGCUGCAGCCAGUUUUGCAGUUUUCCAAGUCACAAACGGACGUCUAUAAUGACAGUACUAACUUGACAUGCCGCAAUGGACAUCUCCAGUCAGAAAGUGGGGCUGUUCCGAAAAGAAAAGAUCCCUUAACGCACACUAGUAAUUCACUGCCUCGUUCAAAAACAAUUAUGAAAACUGGAUCCACAGGUCUUUCAGGCCAUCACAGAGCACCUAGCUGCAGUGGUUUAUCCAUGGUUUCUGGAGUGAGACAGGGACCUGGUCCUGCAACUGCCACUCAUAAGAGUACACCAAAACCAAAUAGAACAAAUAAACCUUCUACCCCUACAACUGCUGCUCGUAAAAAGAAAGACUUGAAGAACUUCAGGAAUGUGGACAGCAACCUUGCUAACCUUAUAAUGAACGAAAUUGUGGACAAUGGAACAGCUGUUAAAUUUGAUGAUAUAGCUGGUCAAGAGUUGGCAAAACAAGCAUUGCAAGAAAUUGUUAUUCUUCCUUCUCUGAGGCCUGAGUUGUUCACAGGGCUUAGAGCUCCUGCCAGAGGACUGUUACUCUUUGGUCCACCUGGAAAUGGGAAAACAAUGCUGGCUAAAGCAGUAGCUGCAGAAUCUAAUGCAACCUUCUUUAAUAUAAGUGCUGCAAGUUUAACUUCAAAAUACGUGGGAGAAGGAGAGAAAUUGGUGAGAGCUCUUUUUGCUGUGGCUCGAGAACUUCAACCUUCUAUCAUUUUUAUAGAUGAAGUUGAUAGCCUUUUGUGUGAAAGAAGAGAAGGAGAACACGAUGCUAGUAGACGUCUAAAAACUGAAUUUCUAAUAGAAUUUGAUGGUGUACAAUCUGCUGGAGAUGACAGAGUGCUUGUAAUGGGUGCAACUAACAGGCCACAAGAGCUUGAUGAGGCUGUUCUCAGGCGUUUCACCAAACGGGUAUAUGUGUCUUUGCCAAAUGAGGAGACACGACUACUUUUAUUAAAAAAUCUAUUAUGUAAACAAGGAAGCCCAUUGACCCAAAAAGAACUAGCACAACUUGCUAGAAUGACCGAUGGAUACUCAGGAAGUGAUCUAACAGCUCUGGCAAAAGAUGCAGCACUGGGUCCUAUCCGAGAACUGAAACCAGAACAAGUGAAGAAUAUGUCUGCCAGUGAGAUGAGAAAUAUCCGAUUAUCUGACUUCACCGAAUCCUUAAAAAAGAUAAAACGCAGCGUGAGUCCUCAAACCUUAGAAGCAUACAUACGCUGGAACAAGGAUUUUGGAGAUACUACUGUUUAAGCCUGCAGAACGUUUUACUUUCCAAGAGAGAAACAUACCAUCUUCUAUGAAUAGUUAUCUGCUACAGAAACUCAGCCUAAGUUUACAGGAUUUUUCAGUCUUACAAUUAUUUGUGCACCCCAGAAGAUGAACCGUAAAAUAAAUUUAAAUAAAGUAUACAAUGCAAAUGGAA
Mesoplodon densirostris (Blainville's beaked whale) is the source of this 2246-nucleotide messenger RNA. RefSeq names its product spastin (gene SPAST). The coding region runs from base 224 to 2074 and encodes 616 amino acids. NCBI's taxonomy places the organism in Eukaryota, Metazoa, Chordata, Mammalia, Artiodactyla, Ziphiidae. Gene Ontology annotation, cellular component: microtubule cytoskeleton. The record is from RefSeq and is a predicted model, not a curated record. Gene Ontology annotation, molecular function: ATP hydrolysis activity; ATP binding; microtubule severing ATPase activity. The transcript has 17 exons.